GAACAGUGACCAGAACACUGUAAAGAUGAGGAGGUCCAGUCACACAGGAAAGACUUCCGAAGCUCUGUUUCUUAUUUUCAGCUUUUUGGUCUUAUGUGUUGGUUCCCAGAAAUCUCGAAGGAUGAAUACGUUAUAUUGAAACGAUUUGGAGUUUCACCACGUCGUUACAGUCCAUAUCACCACAUCCAAUAAUACUCUAUCCGUCGUCCGUGUAUAUUGGCAAUAGCCCUUCAGCGUAGUUUCCAUUGUAAGGUUGUCAUGUCAAAAGAACACCACUACUCCCUGUAUAGUGUUCAUAAUCUAGCUAGUGUGCAAGGACGACAAUUUCCCAUCAUUCCUUUCCACAGUUCGAUCGCAAAGAAAGUUAUAGGUGCUUCAUCGGUAUGUCUUACUACAAAAUAGAAUGAAUACCUGUUUCAUUCUCCAGCUAGCUUGAGGUAUGUGGCAGUUAAACGGAUAUGUUGUAGAAGCCGCUUCUUUAUAGUGACAAGUGUCGUUUUUCCAGAAGAAGAUCCUUCUUGAUUAUAUUGCGUAGUGCUACUUGCGACACCAGAACGGCUUACUAACAUUUAUCUUUGUGAACUCUCACCUGUUAGAAGACACCGAACUUUGCUUACAAGGGCUGAGUUAUUACUUGUUUUAAGUCUCUUUCUGGGUGGUCAUUUUUCCCAAGUUGAUCCAACGCCUUUGAUUUCCAAUGCUAUUAAGUAGAAGGAAUAUCCCCGUCUCGGAAAUUCUAGAUCUUCCAAUCUGAACAAAUGCCUAGUCACAGAAGAUCCACCCAGGGAACAAUAAAUGACUUAGACAUGCUGGACGAACUGCUAAGAGAUUAUGACAGACGAGCUUUACCCACCAGUUAUCUUGGUAUCCCGACGGUUGUGUCAUGUCAAAUAUACAUCAGAAGUAUUGGUUCCAUUAACCCUGAAACAAUGGACUAUGAAGUGGAUCUUUACCUACGUCAGAUGUGGCACGACAGUCGUCUACAGACACAUAACUUAUCCAGACCGCUCGAUCUGAACGAUCCAGUCUUGGUUAAACGAAUAUGGAAACCGGAGGUUUUUUUCGCUAAUGCCAAAAAUGCAGAGUUCCAGUAUGUAACUGUUCCCAAUGUGUUAGUGAGAAUCAAUCCUUCUGGAGAAAUACUCUAUAUGCUCAGACUGAAGCUGACUUUCUCAUGCAUGAUGGACCUAUAUCGCUAUCCACUGGACUCGCAAGUUUGUACGAUUGAGCUAGCAUCAUUUUCCAAGACAACGGAGGAACUAAGCCUCAAAUGGUCAGUUCAGAAUCCUGUUCAACUGUACGAUAACUUAAAACUUCCUCAGUUCGAAAUCAAAGAAGUGAACACGUCGCUUUGCAGUGAGAAGUUCCACAUCGGGGAAUACAGCUGUUUAAAAUCUGAAUUCAACCUGCAGAGAUCAAUCGGCUACCACCUUGUCCAGUCGUAUCUCCCUACCAUUCUUAUUGUGGUGAUCUCUUGGGUAUCCUUCUGGCUGGACGUUGAGGCUAUCCCGGCUCGGAUUACACUCGGAGUGACCACACUACUGACUAUUUCUUCCAAAGGCUCUGGGAUCCAGAGUAACUUGCCUCCGGUAUCGUAUGUAAAGGCUAUCGACGUGUGGAUGGGUGCCUGUACUACUUUUGUCUUCGCUGCUCUAUUGGAAUUUACUUUUGUCAACUACUUGUGGAGGAAACGAGUGAUCAUGAAGACUCCUGGUGAUGGGACCAGAAAUCAGAUUUCUUUGAAACUGCUAACCCAUAUCAAAACCUGCAAUGGAAACCAGGACUCGGAAGAAGACAAACAACAGGUAGAAGAGGACGAACUGAACUCUACCCUGGUCCCCCCUGCUGAUCACAAGAUAAAGGCCAAACGGAUUGACAGAACAUGCCGCAUCGGAUUUCCUUGCUUGUUCUUCAUUUUUUGUGUUGUUUAUUGGCCGUACUACCUGUUGUAAGGGGGAUUUGGAUGAAAAAGUAUGGAUUUUAUAAUGUAGUAACUUAAAAGUUAAUUUUCGUUGUAUUAGUCAUCAUAACUUAUAAUUGCUUAGAGAAAACCGAGGCAAAAACAGGUACCAGCUGAAAUGUAUAAAUUUGAGUGAUGUAAUAUAUUUUGUGAACACGAUUCAGCAAUGUAAGUCAACGCUAAUACUUAGAUAAUUUUUGUUUGUGUGAUAUUUUUGAGGUUCUUGACUUAUAAACAUCCACGGCUAACUCAAACUUUAUAGGCUAUAAUAGGUUAAGACAAAUGAAUGUUAAAAUGUUUAAAAGAGAAAUAAUAUAAAUACAUUAGUAUAACUCUAUACAGACACUAGCGGUAUACAAAUGUCUGGAAAUCAUUGAAUAAACCUUCUAGUCUUCCAAGCAUGAUAUCUAUUAUAUCAUGCUUGAAAUAGUAGAAAUUUGCAGGUUAAAUUAUAGUUAAUGUUCGUUUCAUGAGUAAGUUCCAAGUGUUUUUACGAAUUCUUAAGUGUGUGGAUGUGCUAUGGUUUAUUAAGAAUCGGUGUUAAGUUUGGAUCUGUAAAUAAGCAGAGAGUAUGAAUUAUCUUAAACUCAAUUGGAUCAAAACACAUGAAGCCUCUACUUGAUAAUUCCACAUUGGCACGCUAGAGGGUUUUUUAAGCGAUGUGAAAAUGCUGAGUAUAUUCUAUUACAUAUCCUAGUCCACAUCGACAAAAUUGGCACAUGCGUCUGCUUCUUCAAGUAAGACUGAAUUUCAUCCAUGGAGUUAUGCAAACUAACCUGUAUGAGUAUCAGCGAAACCAUACGUUCAAGGUGUUUGCCAAUUUUCACGCAAGAAACGGCUUAGAUGAACGCAAGGGAAUUAUUAAGAGGGAGAUAGUACCAUGUAACCCCAAGAAUAGAAUCAACUGGUUAUAAAAAAAAGGUUCUUGGAACUGGAAGUCAAAAAAGACCUUAUUGUAGACAGUAGUUAUCCGAAUGUUGAAUACUUAGCAAAACAUUUAUGAAACAGAAAACGACUUUUAUAGGAUAUUAAGAACAAAAAUGAUAAGCAGAAUCUGAGAACUUAGCAUGCGAGAUUAACUACCUUAAAAAAAUAUAUAGCAAACGACACCUGGAAAACAGAUCAAAUACAAUUUUGUCACUGUGAGAAAUAAAAUUGAAAAGCAAAAUUCUUCUCAUUGUGAAAGAGAGAGAGCAAACUGAGUUUUCCGUUUCAGACAUUGGCUUGUUGUAAACAAAAUAACCAAUCUUUCUCAAUAUAAAAUACUUAGACUGUCAAAAUUAUAUUAACAUUGACAAAAAAAGAGAGGAAGUUAUUUUAAUAUAAAGAGUUGACAAAAUUAUUGUAAUUAUUUCUUUGGAGAAUACUAGAAGGGUAUGAUACAAUAACUUGCUGUAAGAUAUUACAAAAAUAGGAAAACUGGUGUAUAAAGAACAAAAUAGAAACGUAGUAUUCAGAAUAUUCUCAUGGUUAAAUAU
Molecule: messenger RNA, 3438 nt
Organism: Limulus polyphemus (Atlantic horseshoe crab)
Lineage: Eukaryota; Metazoa; Arthropoda; Merostomata; Xiphosura; Limulidae
Product: glycine receptor subunit alpha-2-like
Exons: 10
Coding region: 759-1952 (397 amino acids)
Biological process (GO): chemical synaptic transmission; signal transduction; nervous system process
Cellular component (GO): membrane; neuron projection; synapse
Molecular function (GO): transmembrane signaling receptor activity; neurotransmitter receptor activity; extracellular ligand-gated monoatomic ion channel activity
Source: RefSeq, a predicted model, not a curated record